AUGCCACUAACAGGCCAUCGCACCUUUCGAGCAACCCUCCGUGAGUUCGCCACACCAUCCAACGCCUCUGGCCUGUACAAUAUGAUCCCCAAUGCUGUCCGUUCGAAAAUAGCAAAGGGCACCAAGGUACCACUUCUCAGCUCACUGCAUCGGACUCAGCAUGCCCUGGGUACCACUUCGCCCGAGAGAAGCAGAUCGUCCAGCACAACAAGCCAGUCCACAGACGACGCGGAUAUCGUUAGCAUAGCACGCGCUCCAUCAACUCCGCUGAACACGCCCCGUACCAACUGUCCCGAGACAGCUUCCGAAAACAACACUCUAGUUCCCUUUGACCCUUCGACGACUGAUACUACCAGUGCCUCCAUCAACUGGCAGGUAGCAGAACUUGGCUAUAGCAUGCUGCAGACGGCCAAGCACCAAGCAUUUUGUCGGGGAGGUGACGAUCUGGUCGUACGCAGGAUGCAUAUUGACGCCAUCAGCUACCUCCAUAUGGCAUUACCCCAGGAUCUCACCCCUGCAGAAAUCGAGAGGCUGCGUCAGAACAUGCCCGACACACUUCUUCACGGCAACACUGGGGUCACCAAGUCCCAGCCGAGUAGCGCACUCCGCCGCUUCACCGCCUGGACUGUGACUUGGAUGUUGUCAUGGUUCCUCUUCGCCGUUCCGGUGAUGAUGAUGCUUCUGAGUGCGCUGCUUCGCUUCGAGAGGCAGAAUCAGCUCACCGAGCGAGGACUGGCGUUUGCUGAGGGGGUGGGAACUGGUUUUGUCAACAUCACGGCAGGCAAGCAGGCAGACUCGCCAGCUUUUGGUGACGUUGUUGGGAGGACUAUCGCCAGAGCAUCUAUAUGUUCCAGCAGAGUGCUGGGAGAAAUCGUAUGCGGGAUCGAAGACGGAUGGGACCAGAUGAUGACAGGCCAAAGACCGGCGGGAGCCACAGAGAUGGUCCAAAUGCGUUCUCGAUAG
Messenger RNA from Cyphellophora europaea CBS 101466, 963 nucleotides. RefSeq lists its product as uncharacterized. The transcript has a single exon. Lineage: Eukaryota; Fungi; Ascomycota; Eurotiomycetes; Chaetothyriales; Cyphellophoraceae. The coding region runs from base 1 to 963 and encodes 320 amino acids. The record is from RefSeq and is a predicted model, not a curated record.